CGGAAAAGUUUACAAAGUUUCAUUCCAGCGAGGGCACAUGAGCGGGGGAGACGGGGAUAUGACUCAAUAUCAAAAAUUGUAUGCUUCAGAGUUAAAAAGAAAAGGAAUCACAUCGAAAUUUAGUGACACUAUCUGAUUUUUUAAUUGUGUGUGGUGUAUGCUAAAAGGAACUUCGAUAGUUUCACGUGGAAAAGAUGCCCCAUUCAUAAAUCGCAGGUGACUUAUACAGGUAAGCUUUUGUUGCACUAGACAAACCACUAGACCGUGACAAUGAACUCCGUACAUCGAUUCUUCUGUCUCGUGCUGGUCAUCUUAUUUGGCCAUGGAGCAGCUGUCAAACUACGAUGUUUUGAACUUGAUGAGUGCUACUGCAAUGAAACCACGAUUAAAUGCCACAGUAACGAGCCACUUGCGACUACAAGACUCAACCAGGAGUUUUUCCAGCAGCUUCCUGACUUUAUCCUUAACACUACAACCCAAGUGAUAGUUUCUGGUGGUAACAUAUCAGAGCUAAAUAAAAACUCAUUUGGGGUAUGUGCAGGGGACUCUUCCAAAAGUCACCCUUCUUUGAAAGAAAUUGUGUUGAGAAACAAUAACAUCCAUACAAUACAUGGUCAGGCGUUCCAUUGUGUUCCAAAUGUUGUGCACUUAGACCUUUCUCUAAAUAGCUGGGUCGUCAGUAACGUGAAGCAUGCAGCCAUCUUCUCUGGUGUCCAGAAACUGGAGAAACUGGAGUUGACUGAUUCAAUGAGAGACCAUUAUUCUGGUAAGCGACACAUGAGGCGCCUUUCUGCUGUUUUCAACAAUUCACAUUUGUCAGCGUUAGAGGAGCUCUAUCUCGGAAAAAACGAUCUUUGGACUUUUUCCUCAGACGCGUCAUCAACACUAUGUCAGGUAACAAAGAACCUUCGAAUCUUAGACUUGCAUUCGAACAAUUUGGCAAAAUUGGUGUUUGAUUCUUGCUUUGGACAAUUGAAGAAAAUUCAACUUAUCAACCUGAGAAACAACAGCUUCAUCGGAGUUACCAGGAAGACGAUUGAAAUAUUCGACCAGCUUUACGAAAACAAUAAUAAUUUUAUUGUCGAUUUCCGCGAGAACCAGUGGGAUUGUGAUUGUAACCUGGUUGAUUUCGUUAAAUGGGUCAAGACUACUAAAGUCACUAUCAGAGGCAAGCAAAACAUGACUUGUCAUGAUGGUCAGAACUUUGGCAAGUACUUGUGGGAUAUACCGCCCAGUGACUUGGUGUGUGUAGAUGUAGCAGUUGCACAAACCGCCAACACAGGGGUCAUCGUCAUAAGUGUCCUUCUAGCUAUCAUCUGCUGUGUUGUCAUCGGUGUUGUGAUCAUUAAGCGAGAUUCCAUCAAGGCGGCAUAUUCCGGAUUUAAGAAAUCCUACUUCGCAAAAGACGUGCAAUUCAGCUAUGCUUCGGUCAACAAUAGCAACGUUGACGUUUGAGAAAACAUAGUUUAUGGCAUCACUCGGUGAUAGGAUUUGGCGGUUUUAUAGGUCAAUGUCGCCGUUAUCUAGUUAGUGCAGAAGUCUUCCCAAAUUAUAUUGAGAUUCAACAACAGAAACCUACGCUUUUCUCUGUCAAAACAAAAGGCAGUGCAAUUGUCGGUUACGUAUUAUGACGUGGUUUUGGUCCAAAGUUGUGUCGUUAUCUGGUUAGUGAAAAGAAAACAAUGAUCUGAGCUGUAAAACAUGACAUACGUCAACAUAUUUGAUGUUAAUAUCACACUUUUUUCUUCAAUCAUCAGUUACAGGUAUAGAGUACAUAUAAUGGCAAAACACAGCGGUAAGCUGAGGCUAUGGUACUUUCAGUAUCGCAUGUCUGUUGUAGCCGUAUUAUCCAUCCUCGAAUGUCAUGGGAUCCUUAUACUUUAAAGCAAGUGUGUUGAGUGGUGCUAUAUUGUAUAAUGUUAGUGUAUAAUUAUGCAGUAUUUUAGUGUAAUAUUUUAUAUCUAGAUUUACAGUUCGUAUUUCGUGAUCACUACGCCUACUGGAUUAAGAAUUAGGCGAUAAGAUUUAUGAUAACAGAUUUGACGGGUUUAUAAUAAAGGACACGGGAGAAAUCGGCGACCCUGCGUUGCGUGUCACUGGUUCACACAUAUCCAUGGUACAAUAUACUAUAUAAUCAGCUUAACUAUUGAUAAAUAUCAGCAUUACGGAGCUAAUGUUUUAGGUCGUGUGCUAGAUUUAUGCCAGGUAUGCGGGUUGUGGUAUCAAGCGAUGUCUAUAUACAUUUUGACGAGUGCAGUAAAAUACAACUACAAUUGUAUCAUUGCAUUAAUUGUACCAUAGGCGUCUGCAUCUAGUUUGUGUUAGAGAAAAAAAUAAACCAUACUCUGCAUAGUUGAUACAGUACGUGUAGAGAUUUUUUUUCUAUAAUCCUAACCAGAUGCAGCCGCCUGUAAUUGUUCUGUGUACUAUACACAGCCCUAUAUAGAUAUUUUAUAAUCUUAAAAGAAGUUUUCGUGACGUUAGCGGUGUUACUUUAGUAUUCACGAAUUACGUACAUAUGUAUACGUAUAUUAUUUACUAUAUAAAUUGUAACAUUGGCCUAUAGCUAGCCUAGCUAGGGCUUGUUGGUACCGUAGGUCCUACAUGUACGUUAACGUGAUUCAGUCGUGCUGUAUGUGUGGGUGGUCUAGACGUGAGAAUCUAACACAUACGUACACAACACGAAUCGUACUAUCAGUUUAUGAAAGCUUAAAUCUUUUGGAGAAAUCGCUAUCAAACCAAUCAAUACAUUGUUCACUGUUUAAAUAAACAUCCCCGUUGUACAGAACUUAACCGGAGUCUGUACAUAAUCGUUUUAGAACUGCCCAAGUUACCAACGAUCGGUUAAAACGAACACGACCUUAUUUUACGAGAUGGCAGUUAUAUAGUAUGUAUAACCAUUGUAGAAUGUGUAUACCGGGUUGACACAGGGGCCAAUUGUUUCGUCUGCCAACCAAUACUUGUAUUUAGCUAACCGAAGUUUACCAUUACUCUGUACAUGUAUUGUGUAUUUGUUUGACAUUACCUCUGUAUACAACUUGUUUUUGGAGUUAAAUUUAAAAAACUCGCAUAUCUAUGUAUCAAAAUUAAAAUUUCACUGACAACAAAAGCAUAAAUUUAUAGAUUUCCCUAAAAAGCGAUUUUAUUGGUUGGUAAGAUGUUCAGACGGAUUUAUAUCAAUUCCUAUAUCAGUCUACAUACUGUAUGUACUGUUUACUGGGUUGAUAAGCGAAUAUCACGAGAUAAGAGCAAUUUGCUGAUGCAGUAGAUAGGAAUGUGGAAAUUUACGUCUGUACAAUUUAUGUUUAUUAAAAGGGCGUCAUUAUAAAAAGGGUAAUGGAAUUUGCAGGCGACUGCUUUAGGUUAGUAGAAUUGUUUUUCUUAUAAGUACAAUUGUAUAUGCGAUAUGAAACAACGAUAUUACGUUUCAGUUCAAUUGAGUUUUUGAUAUUUUGGAUGUAGCGAGUAUAAUACUGUAAAAUAAGAGCACACCUGUGUGUAUGCAGUUGCAAUACAGAGUGGUAUAGCUAUACUACUGUGAGUGUCAGCAAGUUAAUAGAUCACAUUCAUUAUGGUAUAAACGGCACACCACUAGACGGCCAUUGAUCAAUGCGUAUUACCGAUAUAUACGAUAAAUUAUUAUAGGGGUCGGAUCGAGAUGCAACUUGGCCAGCCAAGGGUGUUCAAUACGAUACUCUAGUGAAAAGGAGAGUAUGGUAUUGAACACCUUGGCUGGCAAAGUUGGGGGAGAUGGUUGAGUGUGAUCUCGUCAUAAGGAAUCCGCUGCUAUUUCUCGAGUAUUACCCUUUUCUUUGUUGGUAGAAUUCAAGUAAGGGAAACUCGUCAACUGUUAAAAGUUACAUGCAGCUGCCCUUUUCACACACUCGCACUAAAGAAUUUGAGAAUGUGUAUAAGCCUAUGAAGACAAUGAAAUAUUACACUAUUUACGUGUUAUUUUUAUAUAAAAUAAUUGGCAAGUUGCCCACUCCUAAAAAGUAUGUAUGCUAGUUUAUAAAUGUGACAUUUCAAAGUGGGUUACAGCAACAAGCCAUUCCCUGGCAAAUUCAUGAACAAACCGUAAUGGACAGGAACACUAGUAUGAUAAAUUUACUUCAUUUAUUACUCAUAUAAAUCAUGUAUAGAUGUAAACACACACCUAACGCUACCUAUGACCAGGUGAGAUAAUGUAAACACACACCUAACGCUACCUAUGACCAGGUGAGAUACUUGUUGUCCACCGCCCUGUUUGUAGUAUGGGAUCAGAUUAAUUUUACGUACGGCGUAAAUUUGAUACUUGUGAUAUUUAAAUACUUGUAGUAAUCAAAUGAUUAAACAAACCCGUUUGGGUUCUUAUUUGAUAAUGGCUUAUCCAAAGAGCAUUACCCUUAAUGCGUGUACACUUGGAUUAGGGGUUUUCUGGGAUAAAUCCAGAUAUGGUCUUCAGAACAGGAUAUCCUAUUGUACUGAGGCUAUGGGGAGAUACCAGAUCCAAGUGGUAUCUGUUCAUCCUCCCGACUGUACCUCGAACUUCGCUAACCAAAGAUAUUCCAUACUUAUUGCUGGUGAUGUUAGAUUCACCCAUUCUCCAUAUAUGGACACGUCUGUAAACAGCAGUGUGUGUAAUCGGCUUCAUUUUCACUGGAGGUCAUCACUCAGUACAGCCAUUAGUUCCAAUCAAGACAAAUUAUUCUACUGAAUAUUACUGUGUAUUUUUUUUUUUUUUUUGAAAGUAGUUUGUAUGAAAUCAAAAUUUGUUUUGAUUUCUAGAAUGCAGACAUUGAUUUUUGUACAUGUACUUACUUAUAUGUAUUGUUAAAUGGACUUUUUUGUUAUUUUUAUAUACAUGUAUAUUAAUUUCACUUUUUUGUGACCUUACACAUUUAGAUUUCUUUUGUAUUCGGUAUGUACCAACAUAUAUUUUCAUAUACAAGUCUCUUCAUUCCAUGGUUGUGUUCCUAUAAUCUGCAUUUUGUUUGGUUCCUUUAUCUCUGUUUAUUUAGAUCAUCAUUAUAACACUGUUUUGAAUGUGCCAUUUCAGAGGGAUUUCCGGUACAGGGUUUUCAAAUGUAGUUGCUUGUAAGUUUACAUCUAUUAUCGCUAUAACGCCACUAUUAGUCUGAUGAAAUGACUUGUAUAACCUUGGCGGCAUAUAAGGGUGAAGUUCUCCAAAUAUGCUGUCGGUGAUCACCAUAAGUGUGGUACAUUCUUUGUAUAUGUUACGAUCGGGGGACGUUUGUCAUAUGAAAGGCCGCUGACCAGUCAUUGUAUUAAAACUUGCUAUGCAUUUUCA
Molecule: messenger RNA, 5290 nt
Organism: Pecten maximus
Lineage: Eukaryota; Metazoa; Mollusca; Bivalvia; Pectinida; Pectinidae
Product: trophoblast glycoprotein-like
Exons: 1
Coding region: 271-1455 (394 amino acids)
Cellular component (GO): membrane
Molecular function (GO): protein binding
Source: RefSeq, a predicted model, not a curated record